AUGGCGGCACCAUUGAAGGCUUACCAAAAGCUCAGUGCCGAGGAGGAGUUCUCCUGCAUUGCGUCCUUCCGUAUUGGCGCUCCUUCAGGAUUCGAUCGGGAGGAACCGCUUGGAGAUCCUGAGGACUCGGAUGCAACCGUUCAGUCGGACUACAGCGAAAAUAGUAAUGAAGAAGAAGACGAUAUCGACGACGAGUAUGUGGGCGCGUAUGGAGAGAGUUUUGCCGAGGAUGGAUUAGUCUGGGACGAUUACCUGCAAGAUCAACAUGAACGGCAAGAGGAAUCAAUCCUAAGAAGCGAAAGAGAGGGUGAUCGCCGCAGGAGGAGGUGGGAGAAGGCCAACGGUCGUACCAAAAAGAUGCAGGAUAUGAAGCGGCAAGUCAUGGACGUCGUGGCGAUGGUGGGCACAUGCACUCACUGGAGGGACACUCUCACCAACGAUCAUCUUGCGAGUUGCAGACGCUGCUUUGGAAACCCAUUGUCCAUUGGUUGUUCCCCAACACCAGCCUCGAAGCUGUGUUAG
This is a messenger RNA of Seminavis robusta, 522 nucleotides long. The record is from the annotation of a GenBank genome assembly. Lineage: Eukaryota; Bacillariophyta; Bacillariophyceae; Naviculales; Naviculaceae.